CAUGAUGGAAUUAAAAGAAACGUUAAUUCUUAUUUACGACGUUUUAUUAUUCUUGAUAAUGUCAAUAUUCUAUAUAUUCGAAACAAUAAUAUUCACGUUCAUCCCGCGACGUUAUCGUGAAAAAUCUAUCAAAGGGGAAAUAGCUUUGAUUACUGGAGGUGCUGCUGGAAUUGGUAAAUUGAUUGCUCAGAAAUUAUCUCAUUUGGGUGCUAACGUUAUCAUUUGGGAUAUAAAUAAAUCAGCACUCGAAGAUACGGUAAAUGAAAUAAGGAGACACGGUGGAAAAUGUUGGGGAUAUUAUUGUGAUAUUGCUGAUCGAGAGGAAAUAUUUAAAAUUGCGAAAUCUAUUAAAAUUGAGAUUGGUAAUAUAUCAUUAUUGAUAAAUAACGCUGGUUACGUAUAUGGCAAAAAUCUUUUGGAUAUACCAGACGAAGAAAUCGAACGUACAUUUAAAAUAAAUAUAUUGGCGCAUUAUUGGACGAUCAAAUCAUUUUUAAAAGAAAUGAUGAAAGAAAAUUAUGGACAUAUCGUAACAAUAGCAAGUGUUGCUGGUCUAUUAGGAACUUACAAUUGCACUGAUUAUUCAGCCACGAAAUCUGCUGCCAUUGGACUUCACGAAAGUCUUUUUUCAGAACUCAAAGCUCAUGGAUACGAAGGGAUUCAUAUGACACUCGUUUGCCCUUAUCUCAUUGAUACGAAAAUGUUUAAUGGUGUUAAACCUAGAUUAAUGAAAAUGCUCGAACCCGAGUACGUUGCCGAAGAAGUAGUAAAAGGAAUAUUAUUGGAUAAAGUAAAUGUUACGUUACCUAACAGCGUCAGACUUCUUUUGCCACUUAAAUGUUUAUUACCUGCAAAAAUGUGUUGGGAUUUAAUGUAUCGUAUAAUACGUGGACCACAAUCCAUGAUGAUGUUUAAAGGACGAGAAAGUACAGAAAUGCUUCAAGAGAAUAACAAUAUUACUGAAAAGACUGAAAAAGUACACCUGCAGUAAUUAUAUUUAAAAAUAUACUGCAUAAUUU
Vespula vulgaris is the source of this 1019-nucleotide messenger RNA. RefSeq names its product estradiol 17-beta-dehydrogenase 11. The record is from RefSeq and is a predicted model, not a curated record. Gene Ontology annotation, cellular component: lipid droplet. Gene Ontology annotation, molecular function: oxidoreductase activity, acting on the CH-OH group of donors, NAD or NADP as acceptor. Bases 2 to 991 code for a protein of 329 amino acids. The transcript has 7 exons. NCBI's taxonomy places the organism in Eukaryota, Metazoa, Arthropoda, Insecta, Hymenoptera, Vespidae.